Rhizophagus irregularis DAOM 181602=DAOM 197198 is the source of this 3681-nucleotide messenger RNA. RefSeq lists its product as uncharacterized. The record is from RefSeq and is a predicted model, not a curated record. Lineage: Eukaryota; Fungi; Glomeromycota; Glomeromycetes; Glomerales; Glomeraceae. Gene Ontology annotation, molecular function: protein binding. Gene Ontology annotation, biological process: cell division.
AUGAACGCAUAUAUUUAUGAAAAUGAAUUACUUCUUAAAUUAGAAAAGGAAGGAUUUAUUACUCCAGAUGAAAAAGUAAAAGAACUUUUAAAAGAAUUGACAGAAAUAAAAUAUUUAUUUUCUUUAAAAUUACUUUUCGAAAAUUUUCAAAAUAAUUUUUCAUCACAAAUUUUAAUAAAUUCAUUAAAAGCAUUAUCAGAUCCUACUCAAUUUGAUUAUUAUUCAAAAGAAAGUAUAAUUAGAUUAGAAUUACAUUUAAGAACCUUGGUAAUAGUAUUAGAAAGAAUAUGUUUUUCCCCAAUAAUUCUUAGUAAAGAACUUCGAGAUAAAAUUUAUAAUUCUUUAACAAAAUUUGUUGAAAUUCAUCGAAAGACAACACAAGUUAUUGAAAUAGGAAUUGAUAAUAAUUUUAGAUCAAGUUUCAAUCAAUUUAAUCAACAAAAGGAUAAUAAUAAUAAUGAUAAUAAUAUCAUUAAUAAGCGUAAUUAUAAUAUUGAUUUUUUAUUAGUUCACUUAAGAGAUACAUUACAUAGCCUUCGUGAUGAUGAAACUUGGUUUCAGGAAAUUUUAAGAAGGACAAAAGAUAUAUUAAAAGCUUUAUUAAAUAUUAGUCCAGGAGUAUUAUCGAUUGUGGCACCUGGAAUUACCAUUUCAAAUGAUAGUUCAAUACUUCAAAUGCUUUCUCAAUUACGUCAAGGUUUAACCUUCAAAUAUCCAGUAGCUUCUUAUUAUGUAGAUUGGAGAAUUAUGUUAAUAAUUCAACAUAAUGUUAUUAAUUGGUCAGAAAGUGAUAAAAAUAUAAUUAGUAAAAAAUUCGGAGAAAUGAUUAUAAUGGAACAUUUAUGGAGUUAUUUGGAAAGAGAAUGGAUUAAUAUUUUUGAUAAAACCAUGUUAGAUUCUCAAACAAAAUUUGAUGAAGUAUCAAAUAAACUCAAUAAAGCAUUAAUAAAUACAGGAAAUUUUUUAAAUGAUCUUAUUAAUGGAAGUGAACCUCUUGCAUUACCAGAUACAUUAUGGUUUGGAAUUUUAGAUCUUGCACAAAAUCUUAUUCAAAGGUCCACUCAUACGGCUACAUAUGGUCUUUGUUAUUAUUUAGCAAUUGAAUCACUUAAUAUGGCACCAAGUAGUUUCAUUCAAUUUAAGGCAAUUGAAAUAUUAUUAUACUUGAAUAAUAUUAAUAAUGAAUUAUUUUCGAUGAUAGAAAUUGAUUUUAAUCAAUAUGCAGCAAAAUUGGAUAAAAAUGAUUCAUUAAUAAAAUUUCAAAAUUUAUUAAUAUUUGUUAAAGAAAAAUGUCAACAAGAUUUUAAUUUAUUAAAUGGUGAUAUAUUAUUAGGAAAAGGAAAAGGAAAAAGUUUGGAACAAAAUACAAUAUUUAAAAAAGAAGAAAUAUUACCUUCAACAAUUUUAGAUAUUAUAGCAAAUGAAAUAACAUGUCCAAUUAGUAAUGAACCAACAAAUCAAUUAUGUAUAUUAAAAUGUCAACAUGUAUUAUCAUUAAAUAAUUUAAAAAAAUUAAAACAAAAGAAAUGUCCAAAAUGUAGAGAAAAAGUUGAAGAUAAUGAUAUUAGAUAUUUACCACAAAAUGCUAUAUAUAAAAAUUUAUAUUCUUAUCUUUAUGAUGCUGGAUAUAUUUUACCUUCAAUUGAAUUUGAAGAUUCAUCAAAUAAUCUAUAUGAGAAUGAUUCUAAUAAUUCAGAAGUUGAUCUUAUGUUAACUAAAAAUAAGAAAUUGAUUAAAGAAAUAAAACUUAAUUCAAAUAGAUUUACAUUAAUACAAUCAAUAUUUCAAAUUACAAAAUCAAAAAAUUUAACUUAUCAGGAAGUUAUAAAAGUAUUAGAAGAAAAAAAAUAUGGAAAAGCUGUAUUAAUAUGUAAAAAAUAUUUAGGAAAUUUUCCUAGAAGUUAUACUAUGAGAUGUAUUUUAGCUUAUGCUUAUAGAAAUCUUAACAGUUAUAAAUUAGCUUUUUUAUACUUAAAUGAAGCUAUUAAAUUAAAAAGAAAAAAUCCAAUUGCAUAUUGUAUUCGUGGAGAAAUUUUUUUCAAACAAAGUAUAUAUGAAUAUGCAAUAUUUGAUUUAAAUAUCUCAAUAUCAUAUAAGCUUAAAGUAAAUAAUGUAUAUAUAUUAUUAGGUAAUAGCAAUUUACUUGAAGGAGAAAAGUCUCAAGAAAAAAAUGAUUAUACAAUAUCAUGUUAUAAUCAUGCAUUGAAAAAUUAUAAUAUUGCAUUACAAAAUAAUCCAAAUAAUUAUAUAUGUCUUAAGAAUUGUGCAUAUAUUUAUGAAUGUCAAGAAAAGUAUUUAAAUACUUUAGAAAUGUUGGAUAAAUUAUUAGGUAUUAAUCAGGAUGAUUCAUUAUUUUUAUGUUAUUAUGGAGAAAUUCUUAAUGAUUUAAAAAGAUAUAAUGAAUCAUUAAUAAUUUUUACAAAAGCAUCUAAUUUAGAUCCUGAAAAUAUUCAUAUUUUAAUUAAACAAGCUAUUACUUAUUAUAUUAUUCAAAAAUAUGAUUUAGCUUUAUUGAAUCUUGAAAAAGUUAUACGGAUGGAUCCUUUAAAUAGUAUAGCAUAUUAUUACAAAGGGUUAACAUAUUAUAUGAUGGAAAAAUAUAGUAAUGCCAUGAUUACUUUGGAAAAAUUCAUGGAAUUGGAUUUUAAUGAUGAUUUGGCAAAUAUGUUAUUUUAUUAUUUAAAAGAUUUAUUGGAUGAUAACAAUUUUGAAAAUUGGAAUAAUGAAAUUCUUUUAAAAAUCAACCAAUUUUCAUAUAUUAAUAGUAAUAAUUUAUUACUUCUUAUAAGAUGUAAAGCAUAUAUUAAAUUGAAAAAUUAUUAUGAAGCAAAUAGGGAUUUAAAUAGAUUAUUUGAAUUAAAUAAUAAUAUAUCAUUUAUUUAUUUAUUACAAGAAUAUUCCGAUUUUUGGUCAUAUUUAUGUAAUUAUCAUGGAAUAAAUAACGAGGAAUCUGCAAAAUUUGGAAUUAUUGAUGAAUUUAAUAAUUAUUUAUAUAAUGAAAAGAAAGUUUACUUGAUUUCAAAUCUUUUAAAUUCUAAUAAGAAAUUUUCCAAGUUUCUAGAAAACGAUUCAGAUAGCGGAAACCAAAGUUCGUCAGAAAAGGCAAUUACUUUUAAAGGUGAAAUGCCUUCUAUCGGUUUUCCCAAACUUUUCAAUAACAAAAAAUUAUCUUCGCAUUUCAUAACUUGGAAAAUAAAUAUCAAGAAGAUAUUAUCUGAAGAAUGCUUUGUGAAAUUCACCAUUAUAGAGGGAAACGAUAACGAUAACUCGAAUACGUUAUCGCGUGAACAUGUAUUAAAAUAUGAUGAUAUUUUAAAACUUGAAGGAAUAGGUUGGAUUGAAUAUACACUUCCAUUUUCAAUAUUAACAGAUAACAAUAUGGAAUGGAUACAACCUUCAAUUGAUAUGAAAAAUCAUUCGAUCAUUAUGCAAAUAGAUUAUGUUCAAUUCGUAACAUCUGAAAGACAAACGAUUUAUGCUACUAAAAUGGGACAUUUCUUACCAAUACAUAAAUUAUAUCCAAAUAUUCCAGAAGCUUUUAAGGAUAAGUAUUUUUCAAAGAAAGAAAUGGAGAAUUUGAUUAAUUUGAAAGACAUAAUUAAUAAUUAGCAGAAAUAUAUUAAGGAUUAUUAAUUUGUUAUAUAUUAUUUAAUUUAUAAAAUACCGCAUAAUCAAUUUAUU